Anastrepha obliqua is the source of this 4595-nucleotide messenger RNA. Its product is annotated as probable ATP-dependent DNA helicase HFM1. NCBI's taxonomy places the organism in Eukaryota, Metazoa, Arthropoda, Insecta, Diptera, Tephritidae. Gene Ontology annotation, molecular function: ATP binding; nucleic acid binding. Bases 10 to 4527 code for a protein of 1505 amino acids. The transcript has 14 exons. The record is from RefSeq and is a predicted model, not a curated record.
CCAAAUCGCAUGGACAUUAAAACGUUUGCAGACAUUCCAUCACCAUUUGGUAGAAUUUUCGAGCACUUACACAGUUUUAAUGCAGUGCAAUCUUCGCUUAUCGAUGUAUUGUUGCAUUCGAACAGAUCGGUGGUGCUUAGUGCACCCACUGGUUCUGGCAAAACUGUGGCGUUUGAAUUGGCCAUUGUGCGUAUGCUACUCGAUCAUCAACUGACAGGCGCGACUAGUGCCAGUCAGGACCUGAGCAACAUAAUGGUAACAAAGGCUAUUUAUGUGGCACCGAUAAAAGCCCUUUGUGCCGAACGAUUUGACGAUUGGAAGGUACGUUUUGGGCUUAUAGGCGUCAAGUGUUUACUCCUUACAGGUGAUAGUGAAUUGGAUGAACUAACACGACUGCGGAGCGCUCAAGUGAUUAUUACUACACCAGAGAAAUGGGAUUCGCUGACACGUCACUGGCGUGAUUGCCGUGACGUUAUCAGCUCGGUGCGUCUCUUUCUUAUUGAUGAAGUGCACUUGUUGAAUGAAGAUGUGCGUGGCCCAGUGCUAGAAGCGGUAGUGUCGCGUAUGCAUACAAUUGCGCGCGAUACAAUGGAGAAACCGCUGCGAUUUGUUGUAGCUUCAGCCACUAUACCAAAUGUACAGGAUAUAACUCGUUGGAUUGCUGGCGCGGGAGCCAGCCAAAGUUAUAGCAACAAAAGAGCUAUUGAUGAACAAGUGACACAGUUGGUUUAUUCGGACUCAGAUCGUCCUGUGCCAUUGGAAAGACAUGUGUUGGGCUUCAAUUCCUGCAUGCGUGGCUUUAAGUUUGAUAUGACCCUCAAUUAUAAAUUAACCGGUAUAUUACAAAAAUAUUCCGAUCGUAAGGCUACUUUGAUAUUUUGCAAUUGUCGGAAGUCUGCUGAAAUGGCAGCAGCUGUUUUAGAAAAAAAUGUUAGUACACAUUUCCCAUUAAGUGACCAACAGAAGGAAAAUCUUGCACAACUCGCCCAAAACUUGCACGACACUAAACUGCGCAAAUUGACUGCACAUGGCAUUGCUUACCAUCAUGCCGGCAUGAGUCUAAGUGAUCGCCACCAAAUCGAGGAUAGCUUCCGUCAGGGUAACUUAAUAGUUUUGCUCUGCACCAACACUUUGGCAAUGGGUGUCAAUUUGCCCGCACGUCUUGUGAUCAUCAAGUCAACUGAGUACUAUCACCUUGGUCAAAUGACGGAGUAUCCAGAGAGUACUUUACUACAAAUGAUUGGACGCGCUGGACGACCACAAUAUGAUACAAAAGGUGUUGCUGUGAUCUUAACACACAGCAGGAAUGUGCAUAAAUAUGAAACGUUGAUGAAUGGCAAAAUGCCAAUCGAAUCACAUUUACACAAACACCUGGCAGAACAUCUCAACUCCGAAAUUGCGCUAGGUACCAUAAACAAUCUCGAGGUAGCUAUGAAAUGGAUGCGCUCAACAUAUUUUUAUGUACGUUCAAUGCAAAAUCCCGAGCACUAUGGCCUAGAAGGAAAUAUGGAUAAGGACAUUAUUGAACAUAAAUUGGAAAAGAUGUGCUUGGUGCAGAUUCAAGAUCUUCAGCAUGCUGGGCUUAUCUCAAGGAACCCUCAAAACGAAUUGGAUGUAGAAACCAGCAGUUACGGCAAACUAAUGGCCAAAUAUUACUUAUGUUUUGAGACAAUGAAACUUUUUCGACAGAUACGUGGCGAUGAAACACUUUUAAGAAUUUUUGAGCUUAUUGUGCGUUGCAGAGAAUUCAAUGAAUUCACACUCAGAGUAAAUGAGAAACGUCUUCUAAACGCUUUAAACGGCACACCAUUGCGUUUUCCGCGUGCAGGGCGAAUCAAAACGCGUGAAGAUAAAAUUUCAUGUUUGCUACAGUCGGAACUUGGCAAUGUACCGAUCGCUUCCCCCACUUUGGCACAAGAAUCGGUGAAAAUGAUACGCAUCGGUGAUCGCAUUGCAAAAUGUUUGUUGGAGUAUAUGCGAUUGUCGGAGCAUCAAGCGCAUGCAUUUGAUUUGGGCCGCUACAAGGCGUUACUGCAUACCGUGACAAUCGCGAAAUGCUUCCACGCCAAGUUGUGGGAAAAUUCAGAGUAUGCAGCGAAACAAUUGCAGAAAAUCGGUGCCGUUUACUCAGCUCAACUGGUGUACGCUGGGAAAACUACACUGAAAUCAUUGGAGGCGACAGACGCGCGCACCAUUGAAGCGAUACUAAACAAAUCAUAUCCCUUUGGCGAUGAGAUAUUACAAAAUUUGCAACAGGCUUUCCCUGAAUAUUCACUACAAUUGGAGCGCGAUUCGCAAAGUAUGUUGCACGUCUGUGUGCGGCAAGUUAAUGAGGCCUUCGUUUGUCGUGGCACGAAUGCAAUGGUUAUUAUUGGUGAUUCGGCGAACCAGUUGCUGCUUUUCAUCGAGGAUCUUGAUUCACUGCUUUUGGAAUAUGGAUGCUUUAUGAAAACUAUAAAACUGCCAAAUCCCGAUGUCGAGAAGAUACAUGCGCAUGUCAUACAUGCAACAUUAGUUGGUGUUGAUGUACAUGAAACGCUAGUCUUGAAUGAACACCCCAAAGAAUCUAUAACUACACCAAAAGUUAAAAAAUGUAAAAAAAGAAAACAACAAACAGGAGGUGUUAAGACAUGUAACAAAAGGGCAAAGCCAAAUUUAUCACUAUCUGCAAUUUGUGAUGCUACAAUCGACACUACAGUAACAGCCAAAAGUAACAGCUUGUUAAAUUUGCAAAGUUUUACGUUUUCUAAGUCAAAAAUCAGUAGUGACACUCACGAAAAAGGGCAACAGGAACAUUUUAUAAGAAAUAUGGGUGACAAAAAUUUGGUUGAAUUAAAGAAUAAUACAGAAAUUGAAGCGGUAUCGCCGAAGAAAUGCGACAAUAGUUCUACAUUAAUUCAAACUAAGUUAACGAAGUAUUUCACACAAACGAAGGUCAGCACAAACAAAGCAGUUACGGGAUCUACCACUUCAAUACAAUCAAAACAAAGUGAUAUACAGUUUGACAAAUUAAAGCAGAACCAAGACCAAUCAAAUAUUGAUCGAGAAUUAACACUUAAAUCCUCGUUAAGGGCCACUACACCGGACUUACAUGAUAUUUCCGCAUUUCUAGAAACACAAAACUCCAGAACUCAUGAAAGAACAGAAAAUGUUGAUGUUAUUGAAACUCACAACAUUUCUACACCAAUGAAUUCACACGCAACGGAAAAUGAAGCUUUAAAUGAGAUACUUUAUUCUGCUCACUUGGAAACACAAAAUUCAGGAAAGUCUUACGAAAUCACGAAAGUAUUUCAAACUAUUGAAACUGAUAAAAUUUCAACAAUUUUUAACGCACAAGUAUUGGGAAGUGAAAAUUUAAAUGGAUUAGAAAUUUCCGCUUUCCUGGAGCCGCAAACAUCAAGAGCAACUUACCCGGCCACACAGAAUGUUAACGAAAUUGUAGGUCCCGACUAUUCUGAAAUAUCGGGCACGCAAACGCUGGGCAGGGGUAUUUCAAAUUCGAUGCAGAGUAAAUUAGCUAAUAGUAGAUACUUUUUAAGCAAUGAAAUUAAGCCUUUAGAUUUAACUAAAAAAAUAGAUUUGUUUCAUAGUCAAAAUCAGCUAGAUCAAGGAUAUUUCAAGUCUGCUGGCUCAACGGAAAAUUUCCCUAUUUCGACAGUCUCUGCAGGCAAAUGUAAUGAUGAAAUGUGUGGUUUGGACUUGUCGCGCAAGACUAUAGACAACUUCAAUAUGUCUUGGUGUGAUGAUACUUCUCCUAUGAGCAUGAGCAUCGCUAUGAGCAGCAAAAGCUCCGGUUCUUUGAAAAAUAGUCCAAGAAGUAUUGAAAAUUUCUUAUUAUGCUAUAAAAUUGCAUUGGCCUUUACACGUUUAAAGAACGAGGAGCGCACAAUUGUGAGAUUCAAAAACAUUUAUAAACGAAUGUGGCAUACAAAUGAAGCAAUAGAUUAUAUAACGGCGAAAUUAAGUAAUAGUAGAAUUAGCCGAGGUGAGGAAAAGAAGUCAAUGACGGAACAAAGAUCAUUAUUAACAAGGCGCAGAAGGAAGGAUAUAUUUGUAGGAAAUCCGAAUAAAAGAACAGAAGUUCCAUUAAAUUUGGUGCAAGAAAUAAUAGGGAAGAAUAAAGCACAAUCAAAAGUAAAUGGGAUUUCAAUAGCUGCUGCCAAGACAGCACAGCUGCUACAGCCAAAAUGUGUGCGAAUAUCUAAAGGCGGAACUACAGUAAAAAAGGUUAGCCAAUCCACAAGGCCUGAGACGUCGACUACGUUUCGAAAUCCAUUUCGUUUGCAAAUAUCAAAUGAUACCAAUAACAAGUUAACAACAGCUAAACAAAUUAACAAUGAGGUAAUGAAUUUAGUACUCGAUAUGAAAUGUAGAGCUAUUGACAAUCCUGAGAAAAUACAUCCUCUGGAAUUUGUUGACUAUAAAGCAAUUGAGCGGGAACUUGAACUGAAAGAAUCCCAAGAUUUGCCGACUAUGUCUUUCGAAGAAUAUUGUAGUUAUAUACUUCAGUCGCCAACUAAAGAGUAAGUUGAACCAUUUUCUUAUGUACAUCUGUAAAAAACAAUUCUUUAUUUUGCUAUUUCUCACAUUGUGAA